Recurvomyces mirabilis is the source of this 513-nucleotide messenger RNA. RefSeq lists its product as uncharacterized. The coding region runs from base 1 to 513 and encodes 170 amino acids. The record is from RefSeq and is a predicted model, not a curated record. Lineage: Eukaryota; Fungi; Ascomycota; Dothideomycetes; Mycosphaerellales; Teratosphaeriaceae. The transcript has 2 exons.
AUGAAGAUGAAUUUCACCUUCGCCUGGCCACUCAUGAUGGGCGCAAUGCUCGGCCCAUCCCUCACAACAGCUCAAGGCCUAAACAUUAGUGCAAUCGGCACAGCGAACAAUGCCUCUACCCUCGAAUGCUGGAAUCUUGCAGCUCCUCCCUUUGGAGCAGCAGGCGCAGCGAACUAUCCCAUUGGAAACUUCACGAAUAGCUUUGUUGGCGUAAUACCACCACAGACGUAUAUCGGGCAGGCGUGGGCGAGACAGAUACAAUAUUCCAUCUUCCUUAGUGGACUAGCACGCAUCGCUUUGCCGACCCGCCCAAGCAUUUCCAGCGAUUCUGAGGCCUACUUCCAAGCCGGUGAGAUUCUGAUUGCCACAGACUUACAGAGUCUGUCUGCUCUAGGUCACAUCACAGACUUUCCAAGCAGUGUUGACACCACCAUCGCUCAGUUUCCUGUAGCUGGCAAUGUUGUACCUGAGCACAAGGUAUUACAUGCCGGCCGCUGCUCGAAGGACGAUUGA